This is a messenger RNA of Prorocentrum cordatum, 897 nucleotides long. The record is from the annotation of a GenBank genome assembly. Lineage: Eukaryota; Dinophyceae; Prorocentrales; Prorocentraceae.
AUGACCCUCGUGGUGACGGGGGCCCAUCGCAUGGUGGCCUGCUGCGCCGAGCGGGUGAGGAUCCUUUCUGCUCCCUCGGGCGAUUGCCUGUGCACGCUGGAGCAUGCGGACCUGGUGUUCUCUGCGGUCUUCUCAUGGGACGGACAUGAGGUGUUGACUGCUACCCAGGGCGCGAUGGCAUUGAUCUGGUCUGCUACCUCUGGGGAGUGCCUGCGUACGUUGCAGGGGCACCAGGACGGGGUACUCUCUGCGGUCUUCUCGCAGGACGGGCAGGAGGUGCUGACAGCUUCGGAAGACGGUACCGCGAAGAUCUGGUCAGCCGUUUCUGGGGAAUGCCUGCGUACGCUCAGGGGCCACAGGACUGCAGUGAUGUCGGCCGCAUUCUCGCCAGACGGGCAAGAGGUGGUGACCGCGUCCAUGGACAGGACGGUGAGGAUCUGGUCGGCGGCCCUCGGCCAGUGCCUGCGCACGCUCGAGGGCCACGGCGGAACGGUGCUGUCCGCCGACUUCUCGCCGCACGGGCGGGAGGUGCUGACGGCAUCCACGGACGGAACGGCGAAGCUCUGGGCCGCCGCCUCGGGGGAGUGCCUGCACACGCUCCAGGGCCACCGGGAGCCCGUGCGCUCCGCCCGCUUCUCCCCGGACGGGCGGGAGGUGCUGACCGCCUCCUGGGACCACACGGCGAGGCUCUGGUCCCCGGGGGGGGCCGGCCCAGAGCGCGGGUGCCUGCGCACGCUGGAGGGCGGGGAGCCCCUGUGCUCCGCUGCCUUCUCGCCCGACGGGCGCCUGGUGCUCACCUCCUCGGUGGGCUGGACGGCGAAGCUGUGGUCUGCCGCUUCGGGGGCGUGCCUGUGCGCGCUGGGGGACGCGGGCGCGGUCGCCAGUUUCGAGCCGUGA